AUGAGACUCAUAAACUUCGAUUCCAUUCCUCGAUGGUAUGGCGAUAACCGGUACAUCAUAAGUGGCUACAGAGCUCCCAACCCCUCCAUCCUAUACUGUAUUCGCUCGCUAUUUGUAUUACACAACGAAUCGGGAAAUAUAUUCACUCAUAUGGCCGGCGCUCUACUCUUUUCUAUUCAAUGGUAUCACACGAUAGGCUGUCAAAGGAAUAAGAGCUACACCGCCGAUGACACACUUGUCAUGAAUGGCAUGUUUGGUCUUUGUGUCAAUUUCCAUCAUUAUCUUAUGUACACAUACUAUGACUAUAAUCAUAGACUUGAUUACCUGGGUAUCGCUUUGGUGCUAAAUAUGGCUCAAAUCUCAUGGCUUUACUACGGCUUCUACGAUGACCUAAUGGUCCGAAAAGUCUAUAUAUCGAUAUCUCUACUCUUAGGCGGCGUCUUGAUAUCAGUCACACUUUUGGACAGGUUUUCCGAGUCAUACUUCCGGCGCUAUCGAGCAAUCAUUUUCUUAUCAAAAGGACUUUACGGUAAUUCAUAA
Messenger RNA from Oppiella nova, 540 nucleotides. NCBI's taxonomy places the organism in Eukaryota, Metazoa, Arthropoda, Arachnida, Sarcoptiformes, Oppiidae. The record is from the annotation of a GenBank genome assembly.